Molecule: messenger RNA, 7395 nt
Organism: Zygotorulaspora mrakii
Lineage: Eukaryota; Fungi; Ascomycota; Saccharomycetes; Saccharomycetales; Saccharomycetaceae
Gene: TOR1
Product: phosphatidylinositol kinase-related protein kinase TOR1
Exons: 1
Coding region: 1-7395 (2464 amino acids)
Biological process (GO): negative regulation of macroautophagy; TOR signaling; protein phosphorylation
Cellular component (GO): nucleus; TORC2 complex; TORC1 complex
Molecular function (GO): protein-containing complex binding; protein binding; protein serine/threonine kinase activity
Source: RefSeq, a predicted model, not a curated record
AUGUUGUCUUUGAGAAGAAAAACAGAAAAUCACCACCGUUCCAGGAAAAAGCUGACGUCUAAUUUGCACUCUGAGGAUGAUAUUUCGAACAGUUCAGGUCCAGAUAUUACAAAUGGGGUAGGAGUGUCAGCAGGUAAUGCACAAAUGAGUACGGCAGCUGAUUCGGAUGCGAAAUUGUACGGAGAAGCAGACUCUAGUAAUGUUGCAUUGGAUAGUACCUUUUCGACUUUCAAUUUGAUUUUUGAUAAACUGCGCAGUGCACUGCCAAGUGAAAGGAUUGCAGCAUCUUAUGAACUGAGAUCAUCACUAAUAUCACUGGUGAGGGAAGUUACAAUUGAGCAGUUUCAAAGAUUUAGCAAUAAAAUCAAUAACAAAAUUUUUGAAUUAAUCCAUGGUUCGAGCACAAAUGAAAAAAUCGGUGGUAUUCUGGCGGUGGAUACACUUAUAGAUUUCUAUGCUCACACAGAAGAAUUGCCCAAUCAAACUUCAAGACUUGCUAAUUACUUGAGGGUUCUUAUACCAUCGAAUGAUAUUGAGGUUAUGAGACUCGCGGCUAAUACUCUCGGUAAAUUGGCUGUACCUGGUGGUACACUCACGACGGAUUUUGUGGAGUUUGAAGUAAAGACUUGUAUCGAAUGGUUAACUACUUCGCCAGAGAAUGCGUUGUCAAGUUCCAAGCAAGAGUAUAGAAAGCAUGCGUCAUUACUUAUCAUAACCGCUUUGGCAAAUAAUUCACCAUAUCCUUUAUAUUCAUAUGUCAACUCUAUCCUAGAUAACAUCUGGAGAGCAUUGAGAGAUACCAAGCUUGUUAUCCGAAAGGAUGCCGCCAUAACGCUUGGUAAGUGUUUAAGUAUAAUACAGGACAGAGAUGCUGCGCUGACAAAACAAUGGGUACAACGGCUAUUCAAAGAAUGCGUCUACGGAUUGACUAUCAACACAAACGAAUCUAUUCACGCUACACUACUGGUCUAUCGGGAGCUUUUAUCACUCAAUAGUGUUUACUUGAACGGCAAGUAUGACGAGAUAUAUCAGUCAUCCAUGAGGUACAAGGACCACAAAUAUGAUGUUAUACGUAAAGAAGUCUAUGCAAUUUUGCCUCUUUUGGCAAAAUUUGACUCAACUCAAUUCACAAGCAGAUAUCUGGAUCAGACCAUGGUUCAUUAUUUGACUAUACUAAAAAGUAUGAACGCCAAUGCGGCUAAUAGUUCUGACAAAACGGCAAUUUUAGUUUCCAUUGGUGACAUUGCUUUCGAAGUAGGUUCAAAUAUUGUUCCGUACAUGGACCCCAUUUUGGACAAUCUAAAAGACGGUCUGCAGACGAAGUUCAAAAUUCGUAAGUAUUUUGAGAGAGAAAUCUUUUAUUGCAUUGGAAAAUUAGCUUCCGCUGUAGGCCCAGCACUAGCGAAGUACUUGAAUAGGGGUCUUCUGGAUCUUUUACUCUCAUGCCCACUUUCAGACUACAUGCAACAGACAUUAUUGAUUUUCAAUGAAAAAAUACAAGCAUUGGAGCCCACAAUUAAUUCAAGGCUAUUGGACUUGUUGUGCAUAUCUUUGUCUGGUGAAAAAUUCAAGCAACCAGGAUCGCCUGCAUCCAUGACGCCUCUGUCUAUCGAAAAAGCUCGUCAGUGGAGGAACCAAAGUAUAUCACGUAAGACCGGUGAAGUAAAUGAUGAUACUAACGAUGCUCAAAUUUUAACACAAGCAUUCAGAAUGUUACAGACAAUCAACCACAAAUAUUCUUUGACAGAGUUCGUGAGACUGGUAACAAUCUCUUAUAUUGAACACGAAAAUAGUUGUGUUAGGAAACUGGCAGCUCUUACUUCAUGCAGUCUGUUUAUGAAAGAUAAUAUAUGUAAGCAGACUUCUUUGCAUGCUUUAAACUCGGUUUCUGAAGUACUGAGUAAACUUUUGACCGUUGCAAUAACCGACCCAGUUGCCGAAAUACGUUUUGAGAUUUUACAGCACCUAGAUUCUAGCUUUGAUCCACAGCUGGCCCAGCCAGAUAACAUGCGGUUACUAUUUAUGGUUUUAAAUGAUGAGGUAUUCGCCAUUCAAAUGGAAGUCAUACGUAUCAUUGGUAGAUUGGCAACAGUGAACCCCGCUUAUGUGGUACCGUCAUUAAGGAAAACAUUAUUGGAGCUGUUGACAAAGCUAAAGUACUCUAAUAUGCCUCGCAAAAAGGAGGAAAGUGCAACUCUAUUGUGUGCCCUUAUCAGUUCAAGCAAAGAGGUAACCAAGCCUUAUAUUGAACCAAUAUUAGAUGUUUUACUUCCAAAAUCGCAAGAUACAUCUUCUGCUGUUGCGUCUACCUCUCUUAAAGCAAUAGGUGAAUUAUCUAUUAUCGGUGGAGAAGCCAUGAGGAGCUAUCUAGAUGAGUUGAUGCCUCUCAUUAUCAGUACAUUCCAAGAUCAAUCUAAUUCUUUCAAAAGAGAUGCUGCAUUGAAAACCCUAGGUCAGCUGUCCGCAUCUUCAGGAUAUGUGAUUGAACCAUUAUUAGAUUAUCCUGAACUGCUGGGGGUUUUAAUCAAUAUCCUAAAAUCUGAGAGCGCGCAGAACAUUAGAAGGGAAACAGUUCGGUUAAUAGGUAUAUUAGGUGCAUUAGAUCCUUAUAAACAUAGGCAGGUCGAAGUUUCCUCCAAUGCGAUGAUAUCAGUGGAGCAGAACGCUCCUUCAAUUGAUAUUGCGCUUUUAAUGCAGGGCAUGUCUCCCACUAACGAGGAGUAUUAUCCUACAGUGGUUAUUAACACUCUUAUGAAAAUUUUAAGGGACUCAUCACUCUCGUCCCAUCACACCGCUGUAAUUCAGGCUAUUAUGCACAUAUUUCAGACACUUGGAUUACGAUGCGUUUCUUUUUUGGGCCAAAUAAUCCCAGGAAUAAUAUCAGUCAUGCAUUCAUGUCCACCAUCACUUUUAGAAUUUUAUUUUCAGCAACUUGGUCUACUCGUUUCUAUUGUCAAGCAGCAUAUUCGACCACACGUUGACGAGAUAUAUGGGGUCAUCGAAGAAUUUUAUAUGAUUCCAAAGCUCCAGAUUACUAUCAUAUCGGUUAUAGAGGCUAUAUCCAAGGCUCUGGAAGGUGAAUUGAAAAGAUUCGUUCCAAGAACUCUGACUUUCUUCUUAGCUAUUUUCGAGAAUGAUAAAUCCAGUAAUAAAGCGGUUUCUAUACGAAUCUUGAAAUCACUCGUCGUUUUUGAUACUAACUUGGAAGAUUAUGCCUACUUUAUCAUUCCAGUAAUAGUUCGAAUGGCGGAAUUCUCUUCCGGGACUUUAAAGAGAAUGGCAAUCGUCAUACUGGGAAAACUGGCAAAAAAUAUUAACCUCUCGGAAAUGUCUUCCAGAAUUGUUCAAACGCUGGUUCGUAUACUUAACAGUGAAGACAGAGAAUUAAUUAAGGCAACACUGAAUACAUUAAGUAUUUUACUUCUGCAAUUGGGAACAGAUUUCACCAUUUUUAUACCUGUCAUCAACAAGGCUUUGGUGAGGAACCAUAUCCAACAUUCAAUUUAUGACCAGCUAGUUAACAAAUUGCUAAACAAUGAGGGCUUGCCGACGAAUAUCAUUUUUGACAAAGAGUUUGACACGAGCACAAAAGAGACAGGGGAAUUAGAAUCUUCAGCUAAAAAGCUGCCGGUAAAUCAGUUGGUUUUGAAGAACUCUUGGGAUUGCAGCCAACAAAGAACGAAGGAAGACUGGAAAGAAUGGAUCAGGCGAUUGUCGAUUCAACUUUUGAAAGAAUCACCAUCUCAUGCUUUGAGGGCCUGUUCGGGAUUGGCGGGCAUAUAUUUCCCCCUUGCAAGAGAUCUAUUCAAUGCUUCUUUUUCUAGCUGUUGGACCGAACUUUAUACACAAUAUCAAGAAGAUCUGGUCCAGUCGCUAUGCACAGCAUUAUCCUCUCCUCAAAACCCACCAGAAAUUCACCAAACUUUGCUAAAUCUUGUAGAAUUUAUGGAACAUGACGAUAAAUCCUUACCUAUACCAAUCCAAACUUUGAGCCAAUAUGCCCAGAGAUGUCAUGCCUACGCAAAGGCAUUACAUUACAAAGAAGUUGAAUUUAUCCAAGAGCCAUCAACAUCGACAAUUGAGUCGCUGAUUAGCAUUAAUAAUCAAUUGCACCAGACUGAUGCAGCUAUUGGUAUUUUGAAGCACGCUCAACAACAUCAUGAUCUUCAACUAAAGGAAACAUGGUUUGAAAGAUUGCAAAGGUGGGAAGAUGCCCUGAAUGCUUACAAUCAGAGAGAAGUCUCAGGAGAAGACUCUCUAGAAGUUACGAUGGGUAAAAUGAGAUCUUUACAUGCUUUGGGUGAAUGGGAUCAGUUGGCGGAGCUGGCUUCUGAGAAAUGGAAUGUAUCAAAACCGGAGGUGCGCAUAGCGAUGGCCCCAUUGGCAGCAGGAGCAGCAUGGGGGCUCGCACAAUGGGACAAGAUAGAACAGUACAUUAAUGUUAUGAAACCACAGUCACCAGAUAAGGAGUUUUUUGAAGCUGUUUUAUGUCUUCAUAGGAACAAGUUUGAAGAGGCAGAAAAUCACAUUUUUAAUGCCCGUGAUCUCCUAGUCACGGAAAUUUCCGCGCUCAUCAACGAGAGUUAUAAUCGAGCUUACAAUGUCGUCGUUAGGACACAAAUUAUUGCAGAACUCGAAGAAAUUAUGAUGUAUAAGAAACUCCCACAGACAUCCGAUAGACGUGCGCUAAUUAGAAAAACGUGGAACAGAAGGCUAUUAGGUUGUCAAAAAAACGUGGACGUAUGGCAAAGAGUGUUGAGGGUUAGAUCCUUGGUAGUGAAGCCUAAACAAGAUAUGCAAAUUUGGAUCAAGUUUGCUAAUCUUUGUAGAAAGUCAGGAAGAAUGGGACUCGCACAGAAAGCUUUGAAUUCGUUACUUGAGGAAGGCGGCGAUCCUGAUCAUCCAAAUACCGCAAGAGCUCCUCCUCCGGUAGUCUAUGCUCAGCUGAAAUAUCUAUGGGCCUCUGGAUCUCAAAAAGAGGCUCUUCGUCACCUGAUUGGUUUCACAUCAAGAAUGGCACACGACUUAGGUUUAGACCCUAGCAAUAUGAUAGCCCAAAGCGUGCCACAGAAUAGCACGAUAGCUCCCAGUCAUGUGGAGGAUUACACAAAGCUGCUUGCCAGAUGCUUUUUGAAGCAGGGUGAAUGGAGAGUUUCUCUUCAAGCAAACUGGAGGAUGGAAAGUCCAGAUGCUAUCUUGGGGUCAUAUUUAUUGGCAACACACUUUGAUGAUAAGUGGUACAAAGCUUGGCAUAAUUGGGCGUUAGCAAACUUUGAAGUCAUUUCCAUGAUAACAUCUGGAUCUCGUGAAGAAGCUGGUCGAGGUCAAGAUAGUACGUUCAACGGUAUAUAUAGAAUCGAAAAUGGAAUGAUGGGUUCCGGCUCUUUCAGUAAUGAAGGUAACAAGUAUCCAAUCGAAUUAAUUCAAAGGCACGUUGUUCCUGCUAUCAAAGGAUUUUUCCACUCAAUCUCUUUGUCCGAGUCGAGCUCUUUGCAAGAUACUUUAAGAUUGUUGACUUUAUGGUUUACUUUUGGGGGCAUUCCUGAAGCAGCUCAGGCGAUGCACGAAGGCUUUAGUCUCAUCAAGAUCGGAAAUUGGUUGGAAGUUUUACCACAAUUGAUUGCUCGUAUUCACCAGCCUGAUAAGGUUGUCAGUCGUUCCCUGCUAUCUUUGCUUUCCGAUUUUGGUAAGGCACAUCCACAAGCUUUGAUUUAUCCUUUGACAGUGGCAAUUAAGUCUGAAUCUGUUUCCAGGCAGAAAGCCGCUUUAUCAAUAAUUGAAAAGAUGCGCAUCCACAGUCCUGUUCUGGUCGACCAGGCAGAAUUGGUUAGCCACGAAUUGAUUCGUGUUGCUGUUUUGUGGCAUGAGCAGUGGUACGAAGGCUUGGAGGAUGCAAGCAGGCAGUUUUUCGGUGAACACAACACAGAGAAAAUGUUUGCAACUUUAGAGCCGCUGCAUGAAAUGCUCAAGAGAGGACCGGAAACUUUGCGAGAAAUUUCAUUCCAAAAUUCAUUUGGAAGAGAUCUGAACGAUGCCUACGAGUGGGUUACCAAUUACAAACGGAGGAAGGAUGUGAGUAACUUGAAUCAAGCCUGGGAUAUUUACUAUAAUGUUUUCCGCAGGAUUAGCAGACAACUUCCUCAGUUGCAAACCCUCGAGUUGCAGCAUGUGUCUCCGAAACUUCUCGCUGCGCAUGAUUUAGAACUGGCCGUACCAGCUACUUAUAUGGCAGGGAAGCCUAUAAUCAGAAUUGCCCGAUUUGAGCCUGUAUUUACGGUCAUAUCCUCGAAGCAGAGACCUCGUAAAUGUUCUAUCAAAGGUAGUGACGGAAAAGAUUAUCAAUAUCUCUUGAAAGGGCACGAGGAUAUCAGGCAAGAUAGUUUGGUUAUGCAAUUGUUUGGUCUAGUCAACACAUUGUUGCAAAAUGAUUCUGAAUGUUUCCAGAGACAUCUCGACAUUCAACAAUAUCCCGCUAUUCCUUUGUCUCCAAAGUCUGGUUUACUGGGAUGGGUGCCUAAUAGUGACACUUUCCAUGUAUUAAUCAGGGAACAUCGAGAAGCCAAGAAAAUACCACUCAAUAUGGAGCAUUGGGUUAUGCUGCAAAUGGCACCUGAUUAUGAUAACUUAACAUUACUUCAAAAAGUAGAAGUCUUCACGUACGCUCUGGACAAUACUCGGGGUCAGGAUCUUUACAAGGUACUCUGGCUAAAGAGUCGAUCUUCCGAGUCUUGGUUGGAAAGAAGAACAACUUACACCAGAUCACUGGCAGUUAUGUCUAUGGUGGGCUACAUUUUAGGAUUAGGCGAUAGACACCCAAGUAAUUUGAUGCUUGACAGAAUAACUGGUAAGGUAGUUCACAUCGAUUUCGGUGACUGUUUUGAAGCUGCAAUAUUGAGGGAGAAAUAUCCUGAAAAAGUUCCAUUUAGGCUAACUAGAAUGUUGACCUACGCCAUGGAAGUUAGCGGUAUCGAAGGAAGUUUCCGUAUUACCUGUGAAAAUGUCAUGAGAGUCCUGCGAGAUAACAAAGAAUCAUUGAUGGCCAUUUUAGAAGCAUUUGCGUUUGAUCCAUUGAUUCACUGGGGCUUUGAUCUGCCAACCCAGACUAUUUUAGAGCAUACAGAUAUUCAACUGCAGCUAAGUAACCCAAGCGAGCUAUUGAGGAAGGGUGCUAUCAAUGUGGAGGAAGCUGCCAGGAUGGAGCUCGAGCAGAAAAACGAAUUAAGGAACGCAAGGGCGAUGCUUGUGUUGAAGCGCAUAACUAACAAACUUACCGGUAAUGAUUUUAAAAGGUACCACGAAUUAGAUGUUCCUGAACAAGUCGACAAAUUAAUACAACAAGCAACUUCCAUUGAAAACCUGUGUCAACAUUAUAUUGGCUGGUGUCCAUUUUGGUGA